AUGGGAUUGAAUUUUGAAAGCUUGGGUUUAUUAGAUCAGGGAUUUGUAAAUCUAUUGAUUGAAAGACCAUUGCAAAUAUUUGCAUUUUGUGCUCAAUGCAAUGCUAAAAUGUGGGUUCGUAAUGGAUUCGCUGUUCAACAAUCUAUGACGAAUCUAUUCAGUCCAUCAAUACGUGUUGAAUUAGUUGAUCGUGAUCUACAAUUAUUACAAAUUGCUAGUUGUGUUCUACCACCGGAUGAAUUUAUUGUUCGUUUAAUACACAAAUUUCAUUUGGGUAAUUAUUUAAAGACCGAUGUCUCAUCUAAAGAACCCGGUCUUGGUCGUGUACAUGCAGUGGAAAUGUUGUUACGCGUAAUAUUGGCAUGUGUUUCUAAUCGUUCACGUCCUUCAAUGGGUUAUUUUGCCAAAGACUACUACAUGAUGAACGAUUCUAAUAAUAAACUGUUGAGUUGUUUGGAUGAUAUCCUGAUUGAUACUGAAUCGGAAAUUUACUAUCCGAGCCUAAUUAAUGAUGUGAUACAUACAUUAUGCCUGAAACCUUUAAGUUAUAGUGAAUUAUUAUCCGUUCUUCCAUAUCAAAAUGCAAAUAGUUUAUUGUUAAGAGUUCCAACGGAACAAUCGGAUUCAACACAUCAUCAAUCAGAUCAAUCAGACCAUGAAAUGAGCACAGAAGAAAUACAACAAUCGUCAACAGCAUGUCCUAUAGAUUUGGGCUCCAGACCACCAGUUUUACCAGCUUCAAUAUCAAGAAGUGCUAAUAAACGUGCUAUAGAAAACGCAUUACCUAAAAUAUUACGUAAACUAGCCGUACAAUCAUCGGUGAAUAACCGUACAGUGUUCAGUAUACGACCAGAAUAUAUGGCAUAUCGAUUUAAUCGAUUUUAUUGGGGAUAUAGACAUCCGGAACAAACAGCUGCUGAAGCAAAUGUUUCUAAAUGUUUAAAGAAAUGGAUUCAAGAACAAAAUAAUAUUGAUUUAAAAAAUCUUCCAAUACCACCACCGGCUCCUCGUCCUUUACACAAAUUUACACCAUCUGUUUAUCCUGGUCCAUUACAUAUUAUUCAAUGUGUUACAUUUGUACGUUUAAUUAAAACAUUAUUAGAUAUUGCCUAUUCUCAUGGAACAUCAGCCUCAUGGUGGUCACAUAGUCUACUAGAUUUGUUACUACAUUUGAUUACUGUUGCACUGUAUGAAGAUGAAUUAAGUGGGCGUAAAACUGGUUCAUAUCCGUUUUUGAUAGCCGUUACCCGUGUCCCAGAACAUAGUGAAUCUGAUUCUGAAUUAAAAGAGCUUGCACGUUCCGGGCAUUGGUUACAGUCAGCCACAAUCGAUAAAUCUGUUUUGUUCACACUUUUAAACAAUAAUUGUAUAACUUCUCGAUUGAUACGCAUAUUGAAUUCUACAUAUCAUGAUGAUCAUUCAGAUUUGAUUAGAUGGACUUUGGAUUAUUGGAAUAAAGUUGUACAAAGUAUGACAGGUGAACAACAGUUUGUUCAUAAUCCUUCGUCUGAAUUUGGUGAAGUAAAGAAGGAACCUUCAUCUUAUCAGUUGUCAAGUGCACUAGUCAAACAAGAUCGUGCAGAGAAAGCGCGAGCUCGACGUGCCCGAAUUAUGGCACGUAUGUCAAACAUGCAAAGAAAUUUUAUGGAUUCCUUAUCACAGAAUGAGGCAACUACAAAUGAAGCUGAAUUAAUGGAUAUUGAUUCUCCUGAAGUGAUGAACGAUACUGUUAAUCAGUCAACAAUAACACAACCUGAAUCAAUCAUUUCAACUGUAGUACAACAAUGUGCACUUGGUCCAACAAGAUCUUUAGGUGGUGCUGCUUUCAUUAUAUCAGAUUCAUCAGUUUCACGAGGAAUGGAUAGUUCAAGUCUACAAAAUAAUGAAUUAGUCACUUGUAAUUUAUGCUUGGAAGAAGUAACAGAACAUGCAUCGAAUCGAAUGGUUAUGGCUGCGCAUGUUUGCCGAUCUUCUGUACUAUCUUCACGUGGUAUUGGAUGGUUAGAAGGUCCUGUCACAAUGUCUGUCGUUGAGCGUUUAUGUGUUGAAAAUGAAAUGAUUGGUUCCGAAUCCUCAACAGUUGUUGGUAACCAUCCAGUGCAUUAUGAUAAAAUAUUUCCUGCUAACAAAAUUCAUAAUGAUGACAAUCAGCUUAUUCCUUUUCUGGCAUCAGUAUCGACAACAGCUGCGGCUAAAUGUGCCGGUUCUUCAAGAAUGGGGCUUCGAAUUAUUCCUGAAUUAUUAUCUGGUAUACGAUGUCUAGAGCUACGAAAGGAUACUUCUAUGUCAAUUGAUUUCACAAAUAAAAAUGCUCUUGGUCCUGGCUUAAUUGAUCAGUUACUCGAUAGUUAUGGUCUAUCAUCAGAUCAAGAUAUCAAUCAUUCAUUUAUAUUAGAUCCUUGGCAUCCACGACCUUUAGUUUCUAGUCGUGAUCCAAUUUCAGAGGAAGGAUCAUUUUUCACUUUUUGUUCACAUCCCAUGCAUGCUGCAUGUAAAACAAAAUAUGCAAGACAGAUAAAAGGUCGAGUGGAUCAUCUAAAUCGCAGUCGUAAUUCAUCAAUGGUGGUAUUUGAAUUUCGUUGUCCAUUAUGUAAAUGUAUAUCUACAUUGGAUUUACCAAUGUUAGGUCCAAUUUAUUUAGAUCUUCCUAUUGAAUGGUUAAAAUCAAGAUUAUUAUCUUCGAAUGAUGAACAUUUAAAUCGAUCCCGGUCUGUCGCUUCUGUUACCAACACUAAUACUUCUACUAUUACUGCUGAUAAUAAUAAUAAUAAUUUUCAACCAUUAAGUUCUUGGCUACGUAAUCUUUCACGUUGGUUAGAUAUGUCGUCAGAUAUAAAUGAUUUUAUUUUGGGUCCAUUAUUCCCAUCUACAUCAAUUGCUGAUCGUUUACAAAAUGCGUCAACUACUGUAGACUCAACAUUAGAAGAUUAUACAUUUUGGAAUUUUGGAAAUAUUAUCUCAUCAGAUACAAGUGUAAAUUAUUCUUGUCCUUCUACUUCUUCUCCAUCAACAUCAUCACCGUCAUCAUCAUUAUCAGUUGAUAUGGAUAUUGAUAAUAAUCCACCGAGUGCAAAACUUCUAGCAUUCAGUGAAAACUAUGAACUUGCUUCAAAAUUAAUUAACUCUAUAGUGAAACGAAUAAAAUAUAGUUUAAUUGUCCAAGAUAAUGAUAAUGAUAAUUAUAAUAAUGAAACGGGUAAUAAUAAGAAAAAUUCAAAAGUUACUUCGAAAACUACUGAUUGCGGAGUUAGUAGCAGUGGAAGCAGUAGUUUAAAUCCGUUAAGUCGACAAUUUUGGACAUCUAGACGCUUUUCCAGACGUUCUACUUCAGAUAAUGACAAUACCACGAUGAACUCAUCUAAUUCCAGAAGCAAUAAUAAUAAUAAUAAUGCUAAAGUUAGUGGAAACACUUUAAGGAACCUUUUACCGCCACAAUCUUCAUCUCUUUUAGUUUCCACAAAUUUAUUUACGCUAGUCCAACGAUUGGCUAGUUUAUGUCAACCGAAAUCACUGGAUACACUUGUACAACGUCCAAGUGGUCGACGCGCUGCUGCUGCUGCUGCUGAGGUAGUUGUUAAUAAUGGACCAACAAUUCUUUCUCUACCAAAUGAAAUUAAUGAAGAAGACGAUGAUCAAGUUGUAGCGUUUGUUGUCGCUGAUACAGAAAUUCAAGUCAAUUUAUAUCCAACUGACAAUAAUGCACCUACAGUGCCUGGUUCAAAUAUUCAAGUGCUGGUUACACAAACAGAAUAUAAUCCAGCCACUACUUCUACUGCUUUUAAUAGUAGUUCAGCAAUAUCAACCACAUCUAAUCACUCUCCUGUUAGACAAUUAUCACAAACUGUUCCAUUCGAUGCCAAUUUAAGUCUUUCCGAAGCGAUUGAACGUUUUCAUUUAGAUUUUAUGAGUUUCUAUGAACGUUUACGUACACUCGGCUCAUCUAUACCACAUACUACAACUAUUAUAUCGUAUCCAGUAACACCAACAGUGGGACUAUCAAACUCUACCAAACCUCAAAUAUCUGAUCGUGUAACCAAAACUACAGAAGAUAUUAAUCAUAAAAUUAUUGUCAAUUCUCAUAAUUCUGCUAAACAUUAUCUGGAACGUGUUGCGCAACGCGCUCGUAAUGUAAUUUGGUCAGCUGCUUGUGAAUGGAGAUCAUUGAGACAUAGUGUGGCGUAUACAUUGAUUGGGUCCGAACGUACUUUAAGGUUACGUGGUUGUCACGAGCAUUUCUUUAAUGGUGGCUUGGCAGAACGACGAAUUCAUGGACUUGGACAUUUGUUAAGAGCUUCAUUCGCAGCACAUUCUCGUCAUGCUGUUGUUUCACGUGGCUGUUCAUUGUCAUGCAAUGCAAGUGAUUGUAAGACAUCAGGACAUCGAUAUUGUUGGUCACAAUUGAGAACUCACCCUAUUCAUUGGUGGUGGUGGUCUUAUUGUGUUCCAUUUGAUGUUGUACCAAAAUCACAACUAAAAGAUAUUCCAAACGGUUGUCGUUUAAAUAAUCCACCAACUAUAUUGGACGUAGCUGAAUCAGCUGUGUGUGUUGCAGCAACAGAAGAUGCUCGUUUCCUGUGGCGUUUAUUACUUCCACCAUUGGAAAAUUACGCCAUUGGUAAUCCUAGCAUAUCAGCUGGUGAUUCUUCUUCACAACAACAAAUAAGUCAACAUAAUUCAAUGUCUCCUAUGUCUAAAAUGCAUUCUUCAUAUUCCUCAUCUGUGAACAGUCAGUCCACUAUCAGUCUUCUUUGGGAUGUGGAUAUCACAUCGUUGUUUAUCAGCCUGUUACAUUUACGUCCAGGUCUUGAAGAAUUCAGUGUGCAUGAUUGUCAAUGUACACGUUUAGCCAGUGAAGCUGAUGCUGAUAUCACAUUUGAAUCUGGUGCAGCUUCAUUGGGUGCUCAUUUAUUGGCUUGUGAUGAAGGAAGAAUACGUCAGCCAAUUGGUGAUAGUCAUGAAUCACAUUUAUUACGUUUAUGUUAUACAGCAUUGUUAGUACAAACAUUACUAGCAUGGAAUCCUAAUAUGAAUUGUUUAAAUUAUCUAAAAAAGCAUAAACUUAUACCGGAUUCGUGUACAUGGAAUGAUGCUUAUACAAAAUCAGCUCAUUGGAAUACACCUCAGUUGAUCGAAGUAUGGCGUUUACUACGUGAUCUUUCCGGUCUUUCUACAAUGAAUUCAUCAUUUUCUAUUAAUGAUGAAAAUCAUGAUCCGCAAAUUAUGGCUCAAUCGUUAGGUUUAUUUUUACGUGCUAAUUGUCUACCAUUUCUACGUAUUGCUGCUUUUGUUAUACAUAAAAUUACAGGUGUCGAUGUGCCAAGUGAUUUGCAUCAGUCAACCAGUUCAUUAGCAAAUACUAGUUCAGAUACUAUGAAUGAACAUAGUCUAUUGUUAGCCUACUUAGGCUUACCAUUAACGCCUAGUGAUUUGUUAAUCUUGUUAACAUCACCUGAAUCCAACUCGUUCAAUGUAUCACCAUCAAACACAACAGCACCAAUGUCAUCGUCAUCAUCAUCGUCGACAAACUCGUUGAAUUUUAUUCAACCUGAGAAAUUAUUGCAUAUUUCUUUGUUAUCCGAAUCAUUAUGGUUAGCACGUUUAAUAACAAGUUGGUGUUUAACUGGUCGUCAGUCAUUAAGUCGUCAAAUUUAUCAAUCAUUAUACAAUCGUUAUGUAAACAACGACAAAACAAACAAUACAUUAUCAAUAAUACAUGAUUUAAUCCCUUAUCCAAAUGCACAUUUACCAAAUUUAAUUCAAUUACCAAAAGAAUACACUAAUUUGCUGUUAUUGGCUACAGAUAUGGACUGCCACGCAGAAGGUCAUACACAUAGUGAUUUGAGUUUAUGUCUUGUUUGUGGACAUUUGGCUUGUUUAUUCUGUUAUGGUUGUCGACAAUUUGAACAAAAAACUGAUUCAAGUAUAUUUGGUAGUGGUACAAGUACAACAAUAAUUUCGAACAAUAAUAACAGUAGUAGCAGUAGUAAUAAUAAUAAUAAUAAUAAUCAAGAGUUUGCUGUCUACCGUAUGCAAGCUCAUUCUAGACGUUGUCAUUCCGGCUAUAGUCUCUUACUGCGUAUUCAUUCAUGUCGUGUAAUUUUAUUGUCGGAUCAAGCCAGACGAAUUACUGAGAUGCCUGCACCAUAUCGAGAUUCUUUUGGUGAAACUGAUCCUGAUUUACGCCGUGGAAAUCCUCUAUUUCUUGUGGAAUCUGAAUAUGAACGUAUUAAUCAGUUAUGGAUUAGUCAUCAAUUGGCCUCCAGUACAUCAUCUGAUUUGAUUACACCUUCAAAUUUACAAUUCGGUCUAUAUUAA
Schistosoma mattheei is the source of this 6315-nucleotide messenger RNA. The record is from the annotation of a GenBank genome assembly. NCBI's taxonomy places the organism in Eukaryota, Metazoa, Platyhelminthes, Trematoda, Strigeidida, Schistosomatidae.